CAUCACGCCAGACUAGGGGUCGAGUGUAGUGAGCAUGUAUUUAUUAACACAUCCCCAGUGUGCACCCUGAGCCGGUGUAUUGCACACAGUCAGCGUGUGGUGUUGAUGUUUUAUCGCCGUCUUUUACAUUAACGUUAAUAUAAUGACGCCAAUUAAACAAACGACCUCCCGUCGGAUUUGAUGUCUCCACGACUGCAGCCUUGAGAGAGGGGAAAGUGGUGAAGAUGCUGCGUGGGGUUUAAUAGAGAGCAGCAUGGACGAGGCUGCCAGCCAGCUGGAGAGAGACCAUGUUCACAGCGUGUACGAGAGGAUCGCACCCUACUUCAACGACAGCCGCUACAAAGCUUGGCCCAAGGUCAAACAGUUCCUGCUACAGCAGGAGCCCGGCAGCAUCGUGGCGGAUGUCGGAUGUGGCAAUGGCAAAUAUCUACACAUCAAUGAGGAUAUCUUCAAGUUGGGCUGUGACGUGUGUCGGCCGUUGGUGGACUCUGCGUGGAGUCGAGGUCACGAGGUGCAGCUUUGUGAUGGCCUGCGUUUGCCCUACAGAGACGGCUGUUUUGAUGCAGUGCUUUCCAUUGCAGUCAUCCACCACAUGUCCACCAAAGAACGGCGUAUCCGAGCAAUAAAAGAGAUGGCACGCACCCUGCGUGUGGGAGGGCGGAUCAUGAUUUCCGUUUGGGCCAUGGAGCAGAAGAGGCGCAAGUUUGAGAAGCAAGACAUCUUUGUUCCCUGGAACCCCAAUCCCCCUUUAUCUCCUGCCUUAAGACAGCGAGGCAUUGGAACCCAAAGCAUCAGUGACGGCACCGCUUCCAGCGACAAGCACAGGAAAGUGAAAAGCACAUCCUCUAUGUUGGACAAGGGUGAAUCAAUCGGCCCCAGCCAGCAGAAAAAACAGAGGCUUUGGUUCUUCUCCAGGUCUUUAGAUUCGGUGCUGGACUUCACCAGCCUGACCAUGUCCCGUUCCUCUUCCAGCUCUAUACAAACCCCUGUCGAUGAAGCAACGGAAAGCAGAAGCCGGCGAACUAGUAGUAGAGGUCUCAUCAGGCAGAUGUCCAGCCUUUUUUCAUCCUCUUCCAGAACCAGUCUAGAAGAAGACGUCUUCAUUUCAGAUCCCAUUGUACAGGUCCAUAAAAAUGACAACAGAAGUUCUGGGAAUGGAAAUGAGACUGCUCCUGUGGAGCUUGUCCAUGAUUGUUCCUCAGUACCACUGCCCGACUUGGUCUCCUAUCAGAGGGAUCAGUCAACUCUUGAAGGACACGUGGAGGUAGAUGGUAAAUCGAGCCUAAAAGAGCCCUUGCAGAGGCAGGAUAGCACAGCGUCUCUUUUGGAAAGGGAUGAGUUGAAAGGACGGAGCAGCGAACAGCUUAAGGACUCUUGUCUGAGGUACUACCACGUAUUCAGGGAAGGAGAACUGACACAGUUGAUCCAAAACCAUGUUGAUGAGCUCCAUGUUCUGCACACUUACUUGGACCAUGCCAAUUGGUGCGUGGUGGCUGAGAAGGUCCAAGUCUGGAAGGUUUAAAUCUCAUUUUAUAUGUCUGUUUUAAUUUAUAACCUUUUUUUAAUGUCUUUAAAAGAUUUAGUUUGAGAUUUUAAGUAUUGGGACCAGAGAGCUAAUAUUAAACAUUAGCUGUUCAGUAUCAAUGGCAAUAACAAGCAAGGUAUUGAUGCUUUGACGAGACCAGUUUUGGUUCAAAUCGUAAAACACUAAGGCUAGUAGUACUUUGAAAUUUGCUUAAUUUAGCUUUAGUCUCCAUUCUUUGUGAUGUCUUAGUUUUGAGUUGAAAAUAAUUGACUUGACUUAACUUGCACUGAUUUUAAUGGUGUAUCACUGUUAAGCAAUGUCUGCCUGAAACAGAAAGCAUAUACAGUAGCACAUCAUUUUUUUGAACCAAACGAUGAGAGCACAUACCUAGUGUUUUCUUAUUGGACACUCUUCAGGAGUUUGUCUGUGUGUUGUGUUGUAUGGUUAGUAUUAGCCUUUGUGUUGUGGUCUGAAGCUUUUAA
Messenger RNA from Cyprinus carpio (common carp), 2007 nucleotides. RefSeq names its product putative tRNA methyltransferase 9B. The record is from RefSeq and is a predicted model, not a curated record. Gene Ontology annotation, cellular component: nucleus; cytoplasm. Lineage: Eukaryota; Metazoa; Chordata; Actinopteri; Cypriniformes; Cyprinidae. Gene Ontology annotation, biological process: tRNA wobble uridine modification. Gene Ontology annotation, molecular function: tRNA binding; S-adenosylmethionine-dependent methyltransferase activity.